Messenger RNA from Malania oleifera, 2621 nucleotides. RefSeq names its product heat shock 70 kDa protein, mitochondrial. The record is from RefSeq and is a predicted model, not a curated record. The coding region runs from base 172 to 2217 and encodes 681 amino acids. NCBI's taxonomy places the organism in Eukaryota, Viridiplantae, Streptophyta, Magnoliopsida, Santalales, Ximeniaceae. Gene Ontology annotation, cellular component: mitochondrion; cytoplasm. The transcript has 7 exons. Gene Ontology annotation, biological process: cellular response to unfolded protein; protein refolding. Gene Ontology annotation, molecular function: ATP hydrolysis activity; ATP binding; heat shock protein binding.
AAAGCCAAAACGACAGCGUCUCGAGAUUUUCUUGCCAAAAACAUCAUCUGCAUCUGGAAGCUUCUACCCAGUAUCCCAGAGACCUUCUCACGGGAAAAUCCCGACACUUCCCAAAACCCCACUAAACCCUACCAGAUCAAAGCUCAUCUUUACCUUCUUUGUCGUUCGCCCAUGGCUACCUCCGUGCUUCUUCGCUCCAUCCGGCGUCGCGACCUUCAUUCGGCCUCUUUCUCCGCAUGCAAAUUCCUAACUGGUCAUUCCAAAUCAUCAUGGACUGCCUUUCCUUUGGCUCACAAAUGGGCAACUUUGGCAAGGCCAUUCAGUUCGAAACCUCCUGGGAAUGAUGUUAUUGGCAUUGAUUUGGGUACUACCAACUCAUGUGUUGCAGUUAUGGAGGGAAAGAAUCCCAAAGUAAUUGAGAAUUCUGAAGGGUCUCGGACCACACCAUCAGUGGUUGCCUUUUCUCCCAAAGGAGAACUACUUGUGGGUACUCCAGCAAAACGUCAGGCUGUGACCAACCCAACAAAUACCGUUUUUGGGACAAAGCGUUUGAUUGGUAGACGCUUUGAUGAUCCCCUGACACAAAAGGAAAUGAAGAUGGUUCCAUAUAAAAUAGUCAGGGCCCCAAAUGGUGAUGCAUGGGUAGAAGCAAAUGGACAACAAUAUUCCCCUAGCCAAAUUGGGGCUUUCAUUUUAACCAAGAUGAAGGAAACUGCUGAGUCCUACCUUGGAAAGAUGAUUACCAAAGCCGUGAUCACUGUUCCAGCUUAUUUUAAUGAUGCUCAACGACAAGCAACGAAGGAUGCUGGACGAAUUGCUGGCCUAGAUGUACAGAGAAUUAUUAAUGAGCCCACAGCUGCAGCACUUUCCUAUGGCUUAAACAAUAAAGAGGGUCUUAUAGCCGUUUUUGAUCUUGGUGGUGGCACAUUUGAUGUUUCUAUCUUAGAGAUAUCUAAUGGUGUUUUUGAGGUGAAAGCAACAAAUGGUGAUACAUUCUUGGGAGGGGAGGAUUUUGACAAUACUCUUCUGGAGUUCUUAGUUAGCGAAUUUAAGAAAACAGAUGGGAUUGAUCUCUCAAAGGAUAGGCUUGCCCUACAGAGACUCCGCGAAGCAGCUGAGAAAGCGAAGAUAGAACUCUCAUCAACAUCCCAGACUGAAAUCAACCUGCCAUUUAUCACGGCUGAUGCAUCAGGUGCAAAACAUUUGAAUAUCACAUUGACCAGAUCAAAAUUUGAGAGUUUGGUGAACCAUUUGAUUGAGAGGACUAGGUCACCAUGUAAGAACUGUUUGAAAGAUGCUGGCGUAUCUAUCAAGGAUGUGAAUGAGGUUCUUCUUGUUGGGGGAAUGACUCGUGUUCCCAAAGUACAAGAAGUGGUUGCAGAAAUAUUUGGCAAAAGCCCAAGCAAAGGUGUAAAUCCUGAUGAGGCAGUUGCUAUGGGAGCUGCAAUUCAAGGUGGUAUUCUUCGUGGAGAUGUGAAGGAGUUGCUUCUUCUAGAUGUCACUCCUUUAUCGCUUGGUAUUGAGACACUCGGAGGUAUCUUCACCCGGUUGAUCACCAGGAAUACCACCAUUCCAACAAAGAAGAGUCAGGUCUUCUCAACAGCUGCAGACAACCAAACUCAAGUUGGCAUCCGUGUACUGCAAGGUGAACGUGAAAUGGCAUCUGACAACAAGCUUCUGGGUGAGUUUGAACUUGUUGGGAUUCCACCAGCCCCUAGAGGCAUGCCUCAAAUUGAAGUCACAUUUGACAUCGACGCCAAUGGUAUUGUCACCGUCUCUGCUAAGGACAAGGCCACUGGGAAGGAACAACAGAUUACGAUCCGAUCAUCUGGAGGGCUUUCCGAUGAUGAUAUUGAGAAGAUGGUUAAGGAAGCUGAGUUGCAUGCUCAGAAGGAUAAGGAAAGAAAAACUCUUAUUGAUAUUAGAAACAGUGCGGACACUACCAUCUAUAGCAUAGAGAAGAGCUUGAGUGAGUACAGAGACAAGAUUCCAAGUGAGGUUGCAACAGAGAUUGAAUCAGCAGUUGCAGAUUUGAGAAAGGCAAUGACAGGGGACGACAGUGAAGAAAUUAAGUCAAAACUUGACAAUGCAAACAAAGCUGUAUCAAAGAUUGGAGAGCACAUGUCAAAGAGUUCGGGAGGUGGUUCCUCUGAUGGUGGUUCUCAGGGCGGCGACAAGACUCCGGAGGCAGAAUACGAAGAAGUGAAAAAGGGAUAAAUCUGAUGUCAAAGAGCUCGGGAGGUGGUUCCUCUGGUGGUGGUUCUCAGGGCGGGAACCAGACUCCGGAGGCAGAAUACGAAGAAUUGAAAAAGUGUAUGCGCCCAGUGGGUUACUUUGAUGGAAGUUUCUUUUUGAGUUGGGUCAUAUGUUGCUUAAGUAUCUCUCAUUUACUUUUCGCUUUUAGCAGGGGAUAAAUCUGAUGUUCACAGGCAGUUUUGUAUUUAAAUCUUGGGUGUUUGGAUAUAUUUUAGGAAGUUCCUUGGCUGUUGAGUGCCACACAUGUGAUUCUCGAUGAGAUUUUUGUGGAACCGGUUCUGUAUUUUCUAUCAACUGUGACAUUUUGUAAUAGUUAAUAGGAGAUUGCUUUCUGAGCAACCCCAAAUAAAAGAGAAGCUCGACAA